UCACAAUUCUCGCGAUGUUAGGUAGAUAGUCCCUUCGUUAUAGCCUGUGUUACCCCGUGUGCUCUUCCUUUUCCAAGAUGGCUCCGAAGGUGAAGAAGGAAGCUGUCUCGGUCAAAACUGAAGCCAAGUCAAAGGCUUUGAAAGCAAAGAAGGCUGUAUUAAAAGGAGUGCACAGCCACCGGCAAAAGAAGAUCAGGACCUCUCCUACCUUCCGGAGGCCUAAGACCCUCAAGCUCAAGAGGCAUCCCAAGUACCCAAGGAAGAGUGCGCCUAGACGGAACAAGCUGGACCAUUAUGCAAUUAUCAAGUUUCCUCUGACAACCGAAUCUGCCAUGAAGAAGAUAGAGGACAAUAAUACCCUGGUGUUUAUUGUUGAUGUAAAGGCCAACAAGCAUCAGAUCAAGCAUGCCGUCAAGAAAUUAUAUGACAUUGAUGUGGCCAAGGUCAACACUCUCAUCAGGCCUGAUGGUGAGAAAAAAGCAUAUGUACGUCUUGCACCAGAUUAUGAUGCCCUGGAUGUUGCAAACAAAAUUGGCAUCAUCUAAACCUGUUCUUGAAAUGUACAGAUGAUAAUAAAAUUUGUAAAAAUUAA
Polypterus senegalus (gray bichir) is the source of this 592-nucleotide messenger RNA. RefSeq names its product ribosomal protein L23a (gene rpl23a). Gene Ontology annotation, biological process: ribosomal large subunit assembly; translation. Gene Ontology annotation, molecular function: structural constituent of ribosome; rRNA binding. The coding region runs from base 78 to 545 and encodes 155 amino acids. The transcript is spliced from 5 exons. Gene Ontology annotation, cellular component: cytosolic large ribosomal subunit; ribosome. The record is from RefSeq and is a predicted model, not a curated record. NCBI's taxonomy places the organism in Eukaryota, Metazoa, Chordata, Cladistia, Polypteriformes, Polypteridae.